AUUACUCCGAGAUGGUGACUGCAGGAGGUUUCACGUAAGAUUUUACAGGAAUCGAAACUUGGAUUUACGGACUUCACCUUUGCGCUCAGGUGUCACAGUAAAGGUGUUUAUAUCUCUUGGCUCCCCCGUGUUGUCCUCGCAGGUGUAUCUUCAGUUCCUGCCCUUUACUUUUUGUGCAGCGUUGGAUUUUUUUCCUUCCGGCGGUGUUUGUGCUCAGAUGACGGCGCAGGUAGACUACCUGGUGGUGUUUUUCACCGCCACAUCUGGCGCGAGUGGAGAGCUGUUGGGAUCCGACGAGAAGGAGCUCGUGCAGUUGGUUUGGCAGCUGGUGGAUGUUAAGAACAAACAGUUGGGCAAGGUGAAUGAGAUCCUCAUUAAGCCUGACCUCUUAGAAUUGACAGAGAAAAAAGAGGAGGAGGAUGUGGUGGAGGAGAGCGUGGAAGAGGAGAAUGGACACGGAGCUGAUCAUGUCUCCACAGCCACAAGUCUUGAGACUGCAUUAAACCUGUUUCACAUAGAACUGUCAAACGAGGUGAACAGCGCAGGCGCAGGCACGUCGGUGUGUUUGUGUACAGACGGGCAGCUCCACAUCCGCCAAGUGAUUCACCCCGAGGCUGCAAGCAAGAACAUCCUGGUCCCAGACUGUUUCUACUCUUUCUUUGACCUUCGGAAAGAGUUCAAGACACAUUUCCCCACACCUGACCUCAAGACUUUGAAUGUACACAUCAUGGCAGAGUCUCUUAGUAUACCUGUUGAUGUGCCCCCCAUGUGGGAUCCCUCAGCCAUACUGGAUCCCUCAGCCAUACUGCCUGCAGAAAUAGCUGUACAGCAGGUCCAGAUUACGGGCAGCAUUGUCCUGGCCCUGCUUUCUGAGCCAUAUAACCACACAUUUACUACCCAGGAGAGAGUUAGUGAGAAGUUUGAGAAUGGCACAUGCAGUAAGAUGGAGAAAGUGUGUGACAACACAGUGAUCAGAGCCAGAGGGUUGCCGUGGCAGUCUUCUGAUCAGGACAUCGCUCGAUUCUUCAGAGGACUCAACAUUGCCAAAGGAGGGGCUGCAUUGUGUCUUAAUGCUCAGGGCAGGAGGAACGGAGAAGCUCUCGUUCGUUUUGUCAGUGAAGAACACCGAGACCUGGCGCUGCAGAGACACAAACACCACAUGGGCAGCAGAUACAUAGAGGUUUACAAAGCAUCAGGAGAAGACUUCCUGAAGAUAGCAGGAGGUACUUCCAAUGAGGUAGCAAUGUUCCUGUCCCGGGAAGACCAGAUCAUAGUGAGGAUGCGAGGCCUUCCCUUCAUCGCGACACAGGAGCAGGUGCUCGCCUUCUUCUCCCCGGACGAUGCUCUUAAAGAGAUGUGUCCGGUCAGCGGAGGGAAGGAUGGCAUCCUCUUCGUACGCUACCCAGACGGGCGCCCCACUGGCGAUGCUUUUGUUUUAUUUGCCUGCGAAGAACAUGCCCAGUGUGCUCUGAGGAAACACAAGGAAAUCCUGGGCAGAAGAUAUAUUGAGCUGUUCAAAAGUACAGCAGCAGAGGUCCAGCAGGUGUUGAACCGGUACUCGUCGGCCCCUCUGAUCGCUGUGGCCCCUGCACCCUUGGUGUCAAUGCUUCCCACAGUUUCUCUCCUGCCCCCUCCUGGUGGUCUUAGAGACUGCCUGAGGCUCAGGGGGCUGCCGUACACAGCGAGCAUAGAGGACAUCCUCACCUUCCUGGGCGAGUUUACACACGAUAUCAGACCUCAUGGCGUGCACAUGGUCCUCAACCAGCAGGGUCGUCCAUCAGGGGACUGCUUCAUCCAGAUGACCUCAGCAGAGCGGGCUAUCCAGGCCUCACAGCGGCUCCAUAAGCACGUCAUGUCCAGCCAGCGCGGGGCCAACAGCCGCUACGUGGAGGUGUUCCCCUGCAGCGCGGAGGAGAUGGGCCUGGUGCUGAUGGGAGGCUCGCUCUCACACACACAUACACACACACACACCCGGAACAGGAGUGGGACAGGGCUCAGCCCGCCGCCAUGUAAGUCAAGACGUUUAUCUCCACCCUCCUACUCCUUCGGCCCCCCUCCACCUGUCAUGACCUCAGAGGCGGCUGCUGCCCUCUACCCUCCCAUUGGUCAGGUCUUGCUGGCCCCACGCCCCCUGCCACCACAUGCAUACUACCCCGGCUCGGCUCAGCUGUACAUGAAUUACGCAGCCUACUACCCAAGUCCACCUGGCUCACCUACCACUGUAGGUUUCUUCCCCUCCCCCUCCUCACUGUCCUCUCCUGGGGGGUUGGUGCGUAUGCCAGGUCUGACAUACAACAGCAACGGAGUCAAAGAGCUCAUUAAUGCAGUGCAAGGAUAUCAGUUUGCCCCCGAGGAUGCUCUCAUCCACGCCCAUGGGGCUAUGCACGCUCACGAUCCGACCGGGACAUUGCUUACACAGCCCAAAGAAUGGGUGUGUAUUUAAGGUGUCUAAGGCAGGUGGCAGAGUCCCGCAGAGUCCAUGUCUCUCCUGAGCAGCAGUCUGAUUGGUCAGUCCAGCGGAGGUGAGGCUUCUCUCAUGUCCCUCUCCGGUCUCAUGACCAAGCCGGCGGGGCAGUACCUGGACCUGACCCUGUUGUAGGGUCACAAUUAAACAAAUGUCAUGAGACUAUUUGUUAUACGUCAAAAACUUGUAAUGUAUUGUUAGGUUUUUAAAAAUAGUCUUUUAGAUGUGUUAUUUAUAUCUUUAAGAGCAGAAAUUAAUGUAUUUUAUACCAAAAUCAUUGUGGCCGUAGCCAAAAAAUAGCAGUUUUGUCUUAUAUUGCACAGUGUGUAUUUUAAAAGCUUUAUAGAGAUUUUUUUUACAUGUAAGAAUAUUAUAAUCAUGAUGAUGUAUUUGCUAGCCAAACUUGAGAAUUAUGAACUAGUAGCUACAUUUUUUUCCCAAAAGCUUCUCUGUGAAGAGUGAAAGUGUGCGUGAGUGUGUGUGUGUGUGUGUGUGUGUGUGUGUGUGUGUGUGUGUGUGUGUGUGUGUGUGUGUGUGUUUCAGUGUGAAAGAGAUGAACAUGAGUAUUAUGAAUGGCUGUGUUGAUACGUCUUAAUACUCAAUCUGUUUUUGAAAUACAUUUAAUGUGUUUAUAUACACUUGAUACAGUACACACUGAUUGUAUUGGAAGCUUUAGUGCAUGAAGAAGUUAGUAGUACAACUUUUAAGAUGUUUACAUAAUGCCAAAUAUCAAUGCACUGCUAAUCAAUAAGACUACUAAUGAAUAGUAUAGCAGUAUCUUUCAAUGAUAACAUAUGUUACACUGUGAGUUUGUCCAAAAGUCAGCCUUCACUUACAAAACGGUGACAUCUCGCACUCAUUAACCCCCUCAUUCCCUUUAUAGCUGCCCUAUACGGGUGUGUUUCCUUGUUGUGAAAUGCCAAUGUUUUCUUGCCCUUUGUUUUUGACUCCCAUUUGAACAGAGGACAGUCCCAGUUCUCUGUAACCUAACCACAGGGUUGCAUUCUUUAAGACUCAUGUCAAAAGCUCUCAUCUUACUGAUUGAAUCUCAGGAGCCAGAGGUGGUUUCUGACAGAUUUAAUUACAUGUUUUUGCUCAACUAAGACCACAAAGAUGUUAUCAGACCAUCACACUUUCCUUGUCUUCUUUUCACCAUCUAUGUGGGGGAUGCUAUCCCUGCAGGUAUCCCUUAGCCAUUUCUCUUGUUAGCUAAAUAAUUUCGAGAGUUGAUGGAACGUUUAAAAGAACAGGUAACAAUGCACAACUCUGAUGUGUGUAUCUUGUGAAUUUAACUGCCACUUUUGCCCCGUGUGGGCUUCAUGUUGCUGUACACACAUCAUACAGUGGGAGUCCUGCUCAGGAUGUCAAGCUGUGUCAAUGCUAUAACAACAAUAAAUAUAACAUGUGAAGUCUG
Eleginops maclovinus (Patagonian blennie) is the source of this 3878-nucleotide messenger RNA. It is a transcript of the gene esrp1, whose product is annotated as epithelial splicing regulatory protein 1. The record is from RefSeq and is a predicted model, not a curated record. Lineage: Eukaryota; Metazoa; Chordata; Actinopteri; Perciformes; Eleginopidae. Bases 218 to 2443 code for a protein of 741 amino acids. The transcript is spliced from 16 exons. Gene Ontology annotation, molecular function: mRNA binding.